Neocloeon triangulifer is the source of this 504-nucleotide messenger RNA. RefSeq names its product ufm1-specific protease 1 (gene Ufsp1). The record is from RefSeq and is a predicted model, not a curated record. The transcript has 4 exons. Bases 1 to 504 code for a protein of 167 amino acids. NCBI's taxonomy places the organism in Eukaryota, Metazoa, Arthropoda, Insecta, Ephemeroptera, Baetidae.
AUGCUGCUGAAGAACGUGGACAGAAACGCUACCUACCCUUGGCACGACAGGGUCUGCGAAACCAGAGUCCGCGGCGACUACCUGUAUUACCACUACGCCUGCGACGGCUUCGAUGACAAGGGCUGGGGUUGCGGUUACCGAACGCUGCAGACGAUGUGCUCGUGGGUCAAAUUGAAUCACAAGCCGGGCGGUGCCGAAGUGCCCUCCAUUCCGCAAAUCCAAGAUAUUCUGGUGCAAAUCGAAGACAAACCGGAAUCUUUUCGCAACUCGCGCCAGUGGAUCGGAAGCGUCGAGGCGAGCUAUGUGCUGAGCAACUUGUACGACUGGGACUGCCGAAUUUUGCAUGUUGCGUCUGGAGCUGACUUGGGCAACUCGGUGUCCACCCUGAGGAAUCACUGGGCUGAAGGUGGAGGGCCUGUCAUGGUUGGGGGAGACGUGGACUGCUCCUCAAAGUGCGUCGUUGGCGAAAGGGCUGGCCAUUUGUUGGUUCUGACACAAAUUUAG